Messenger RNA from Penicillium hordei, 480 nucleotides. Its product is annotated as F-box protein. Gene Ontology annotation, molecular function: protein binding. The record is from RefSeq and is a predicted model, not a curated record. Bases 1 to 480 code for a protein of 159 amino acids. The transcript has 2 exons. NCBI's taxonomy places the organism in Eukaryota, Fungi, Ascomycota, Eurotiomycetes, Eurotiales, Aspergillaceae.
AUGGAUUCCUCCGAAUCAAUUAAUGGUUUUCAAGGGCUGCCAACGGAGCUGUGGGAAUCAAUUCUAUGGCAAGUCGAUCCUCGAACGCUCCUCGCAUCUGCCACACGAGUCUGUCAUGCCUGGGCCACCCUGAUUCAAAACUCCACUGCCCUUCAACAACUAUUAUUCUUUGCGCCAGACACUCGAGUUCCAAGUGAUGAGAAGACCCAUUGCUCGCUUCUGGUAGAUGCUUUCCCGUCGGUUCUCUUCAAGCACGCAAAGAGAGGAGAUGAUUAUAAUUUCACAAUAGCAACGUGGGAUUUUAUCAAGCACCCAGAGAAACAAUUAGCAUAUCUGCGACCCGAGGCCAGUUGGCGACGUAUGCUCGUGCAGCAGCCGCCGAUAUACAGAAUUGCUAUCUGGAAUGAGUCGUUCGCCACUAUUCCAUUUUCGCAAUAUUAUGAGAUGCCGGAAUUUUGGAUUGAUGGAGCUAUGAACUGA